Molecule: messenger RNA, 4219 nt
Organism: Xenopus tropicalis (tropical clawed frog)
Lineage: Eukaryota; Metazoa; Chordata; Amphibia; Anura; Pipidae
Gene: egr3
Product: early growth response 3
Exons: 2
Coding region: 630-1772 (380 amino acids)
Biological process (GO): system development; animal gross anatomical part developmental process
Cellular component (GO): nucleus; nucleoplasm
Molecular function (GO): sequence-specific DNA binding; DNA-binding transcription factor activity
Source: RefSeq, a predicted model, not a curated record
AGCGAGGAGAGAGCGCUAACUCCCCUACACCCGGGGGGGCACAGCUACAACAGCCGUACCAACCCCGACCUAUGGGGCAUCCCCGUCACCCCUGCCGAUCUCCCUCUAUAACAACUCUCACCCUGCACCCAUCAGUAGGCUCCCUGGGGCAGAUCUGAUGCCACCGUCUCUUGCCAUCGGACUGUCAUUGGCAGCAGCCCCGGAGGCUGCUCUUUUGCCCACUUCUACUAUCGCUGAACCUCCAACCGAGCCGCCUCUCCCCUUCUCUCCAGCCUGUGCCCCCUCUCCGUGUGGCUGGGGCUCAUUGCGCCCUAUGUGAUGGAUCCACACCGCCCCAGAGGGACCCUGGCAUUCCACUGCUCCCUGCACUUUUCCUAACCUCCCAAGGGGAAGAAUUCACAGGCAGCCCUAUCGCAUCUAUUUAGGGUAACACUAGCAUCCCGCCUCCAUUCUACCCCCGGGGUAGAUAAUAGCCCCAUCCUGUAGGGAAUUCUAUAUUCUGUAGGCAGACAGGCAGCCAGAGGCAGCCUUUAGAUCGCAACCCUUGGGCUGGCAGCCCCUGACUGGAGGUGGCUGUCACAUUAGGGGUAAGUGAGUUACCUAUUGCCCCCCUGGGUAAUGCUGGGGCAAUGACUGGCAAGCUGUUGGACAAGCUACAAGUGAACAUGACCUCUCUGCUGCCGGAUUCCCUGUACCCCGAAGAGGGGCAGGAUCUGUCUGGAUCUCUAGCCAUCUACCCUGGUGGCAACGAUCAGCACUAUCCGGUCAUGUCUACAGAUAAUGUGAUUGACUUGGGCUUGAACAAUGACAAGAACUCCCAGGAUCUCUCCUACAAUGGCACGUUUCAGCCAGGUAAUAAGACUGUCACCUAUUUGGGCAAGUUUUCCUUUGACUCACCCUCCAGUUGGUGCCAGGAGAACAUAAUUAGCCUCAUGAGCUCCGGCAUCCUUGGCGUGCAGACUUCACAAGCACCAAAUGGCGGAGGAACUGGAAACGGUGGAGGUAACGGUGGCCUUAUGGGACAAAAUCAAAAUGAUGUGGAAUCUAUGUUCCAUGGUUUACCAUCAUAUGCUGGCUGUGGUGACCUAUACCAUGAGCAAGUGGGCUUCCAAGGAGGUGGCAUGGCACCCUACACCUCUCAGGAUUACUCAUCUGCCAAACAGAGCUUGGACUCUGGUGUUUUCCCUAUGAUACCAGACUAUAAUUUGUUCCAUCACAACACAGAGAUGCCUCCAGUGGACCAAAAGCCUUUUCAGAAUAUGGAGGCUAUAAGGGUCAAUCCACCACCUAUAACACCACUGGAAACCAUUAAGGCAUUUAAGGAAAAGCAGGUUUUGCCCAGCUUUGGAGGCAUGGGCCACCAACCACCUCUAACCCUGAAACCCAUCCGUCCCAGAAAGUACCCCAACCGUCCUAGUAAAACCCCUCUCCAUGAAAGGCCUCAUGCCUGCCCUGCAGAAGGCUGUGACCGUCGUUUUUCGCGCUCAGAUGAGCUCACUCGCCAUCUGCGUAUCCACACGGGACACAAGCCCUUUCAGUGUCGCAUCUGUAUGCGGAGCUUCAGCCGCUCUGACCACCUCACCACCCACAUUCGCACUCACACUGGGGAAAAGCCCUUCGCUUGUGAUUUCUGUGGACGCAAAUUUGCACGUAGUGAUGAGAGGAAAAGGCAUGCAAAGAUUCAUCUCAAGCAGAAAGAUAAGAAGGGAGGGGACAAGGCUGUCUGCUCACCUUCUGUGGGUGGGGCACCAGUGGUAACCACCUGUGCUUAAGGACUGUUUCUGCCCAGCCCUGGGUAUAACUAAAGGUGAAGAGAACACAUUAUCAUGCAUCCCUGCCUCAGGGAAAUGUGUUUAAAAGAACAUUCCCCAUGCAUUCAUUCCUGGACAAAUAUUAGCUGAGCAUUGGCAUCAGUUGAAGACCCGCAGAGCAUUGCUCCUUUCUGUCAAGUGAUCUAUACUACUGCAUAUUACUCCAUGCUCACCCUUAAUAGCUACCCAGCAGUGCUAGACUUGCACUCCAUUACCACUGCUGUGAACACAUGCAGAUCAUGACUUCAUCCAUUAGGCCAGAAUCCACCUUGCCCCUAAUAUGCUGUACUAACAGAUCAUUCAUCCAUCUCUUCUCUGUACCCACAAUGCAUUUUAUAGUGACAUUUAGCACACAGAAUUAUCCUCCAUUUGUGUGCCCCUGUCAGAAGUACAGAGAAGCUGAGGUUAUUCUAAAAACAGGGUCAUAAUUUGUGAGGGCUUCUGGUCCCUAAAUGCUGCCUAGAUAAGAUUCUGCUGCUACUGUAUCUCCAACUGUUAGGGUGAAGACACACGGAGUUACUAGUAUCAGCUACUUGUCGUGGCUACUAAAAUAGACAAUACUGAUCACUUACUGAUAAUUGUCUCUACGUGUUUUUUAGCAGAGGCAAUUCUCAUUAUUGUCUAUGGCAGGGGAUUUUCUGGCAUUUAGGAGCCGUGAAAAAGUAGCUGCUACUAGUAGCUCUGUGUGUCUUCACAAUUAUAUCCCAGGGUGCUUCUAUCUAUCUAUCUAUCUAUCUAUCUAUCUAUCUAUCUAUCUAUCAUCUAUCUAUCUAUCUAUCUAUCUAUCUAUCUUUCUUGCUAUCUAUCUGAUUGAUCUCUUCCUUUAUCUUCUCACAUCUCUCUUUCCAACAGUUACAUCCAUCUUUGGUAUAUUUUCUUUCUUUCUCCUCUCAGAGAAUUCCGCUCUCCAUCCCCCUUUCUUACUCUCAUUUUCUUCUCUCUCUCUCUCUCUCUCUCUCGUACAUGCUCCCCCCUGCUUUUCUUUUUAACGUCUGUCACACAGUUUUAUUAGGAAAAGAAAACAGCUACAGCUUGAGUCACCGUGUGUGUGUGAGUGUGUGAGAUUGUGGCUGUGAACAGGCAACAGCGUGGCAGUGAUUGUGUGUCCUGUGGGAUCAGUGCUACGGCUGUGGUCAGUGACACAUUUUAGGCCUAUCCACUACAUGUUAGUGAAAUUAUCUGAAGCUUUAGUUAUUGAUUACAUUUUUAUCAUGAUAAUAGUUGGAUCCUGGAAUGACCAGUGUUAUGGCUGAGUGUGUGCAUGUCGGUACCCCUGGUAUACCCACAGCAUAUAGUACACCAUAACCCUGUCUAUUACCCUGUCCUUCCUUCUCAAUCUGGCUCUUAAGUCUGUACCUUUGUCAUUAUUUGGCAACUCAUUUUCCUUUUUAUGCCAUUCAUUCAUUGUUCCUCCCAAAUCUCCUUACUAUUCUUGCAUUCUUUUCCAUUCUCACAGCUCAAGAAAACUUCACCCUGGUGCACGAUUUGCAAAAUGUGUAUCUAUGCCCACAUCUGCACGCUCCAUCUCUGUAUUUAACUCAUUAUUCCCUAUGGUAGCUGCUGCUCCGCUGCAGAAUGUAGCAUCCCAGUGCAGCCAAGCAAGGUUCAAGCAAGGUUUAAGGGAAGGGCCCAAGGCAAAACAGACUUGUACUCCUGUAAGAGUGGAAUAACUGCUUUGUGGGUUGUGGGUGCCAGGGCCCACAGACACCUCUGCACCUGUGGGUGUCAGGCUUAAAGCCUCAACAGAGUAAAUGGAAGCUGAGCAUUUUGGGGUUUAAAUGAUCUGAUUUUUUCUGUUUAAAUUCCCAAUUAACAUUUCAUACUAGUUUAUCUGUAUAUCCCACCAUUGGUCACACAAAGUUCUCCAUUACACUGUUUAUAUUUUCAGACAGAUGGAACGGAAGGAAAGGUAGAGAAGGACAAAUUUCAUCUUCCCCAAAUGAGCAGUCCUAAUGGGAGCAUGAGAGAAGUUGUAGUUCCACAUGGAGGGCUUCCUAUCUUCCUCCCUUCUCCCCUCCCUCUCAUUUACUAGCACUUAUUACUGCUCAGUCCCUCUUCACUUGCUGUCAUUCACUCCCCUCCUUCCCUCGGAUAUGUCUGCCUGCUCUCCUGCCUUUCUCUUUAUAAAAUGAUGUGUUUGUCAGUUUGAUAUGAAUGGGUGGGGGCAGGUUUGGGGUGAGCCGCCCCAUCUCCCCACCACUCUCUCUUUUUCUCUCUCUCUCUUGCAUGUCUGCAUGACAGCUCUAGAAAUUAACUCUUUCUUUUUCCUGGUAAGUUUGGCUGCUAUGCUGUAAUGAUUCUGGUGCAAAAAAAGGGAUAUCGCAUUAACCCCUUCACUGUCAGCAUAACUGUAUUUUUCUUGGCUGCACAGCUUCAUACUCUGAAGGCAUACUACUAAAGGCAGAUAU